AUGUCAAAGAAAACUGUAUACGUGCUUCUGUGUUCCGUAUUAAUUGUGGUUUUGUUCUGCGUGUUUUGCUAUCUACUCAACAUUGUGAACCCCGAAGUGUAUCUUACGAACACUACUGAUCCCAGAAGGUUGGACCUUUCGCCAACAGAGGAGCUUAGCGCUAAGGACGACGUCCAUUACGGUCUGGAGAAAGCCCCGGAGACAUACAAGCCGAAAGCGCCUUACGAAUCGGAGAUCAAAUGGGAUGACUAUCGGAGGAAGUCAUACCCCGUGCAAAUACCGAUAGUGACGCCGACGGACAAGCAAACGCCCGUAACUGUCAUAGUUUACCCUUCGAAAGACCACAGGAGGUCCGUAGAGACAAACAACGUGCCGAAAUACAAGGAUCGAAGCUCCAAAAACGUGCUUUUGAAAAUCGUCGAUGACAACGGGCAAGCCAGAAUGGAGGUAAUCGUCGAUUCGGGCCAGAUACAUUACAAGAACCAGUUGAAUAAACCCAAAGAAAAUAACGGCGAAUUGGAAGUUUACGAGAUCAAAUCUAAUAAUACGCUGCUUUAUAACAUACAGGAACAAUCCUUGAAAAUUGUCGACGAUGGUCUGCCUAAGGUUGUAAAUGUAAAUAUA
Messenger RNA from Iphiclides podalirius (scarce swallowtail), 624 nucleotides. Lineage: Eukaryota; Metazoa; Arthropoda; Insecta; Lepidoptera; Papilionidae. The record is from the annotation of a GenBank genome assembly.